AUGAACCCUUUAACGAAAGUGAAGCUGAUAAAUGAGCUGAAUGAGCGAGAGGUCCAGCUUGGGGUGGCGGAGAAGGUGUCCUGGCAUUCCGAGUACAAAGACAGCGCCUGGAUCUUCCUGGGAGGACUUCCCUAUGAACUUACUGAAGGAGAUAUCAUCUGUGUAUUCUCACAAUAUGGGGAGAUCGUUAACAUUAAUCUGGUGCGGGAUAAGAAGACUGGGAAAUCCAAAGGAUUCUGUUUCCUCUGCUAUGAAGACCAGAGGAGCACAAUUCUGGCUGUUGACAAUUUUAACGGAAUAAAAAUUAAAGGAAGAACUAUCCGAGUGGAUCAUGUGUCUAACUAUCGGACUCCUAAGGAAUCAGAAGAAAUGGAUAGUGUGACCAGAGAGCUCCAGGAGAAGGGCUGUGGGGCUCACACCCCCUCAUCAAAUUCAUCUGAGGGCUCUGAAGAGGACAGACCCACCAAAAAGCACAAAAAAGACAAAAAGGAAAAAAAGAAAAGAAAGAAAGACAAAGACAAGACUGAUCAGGAGGAACUGGCAGAGCAGCCAGCCUCCUCUUCAGCUCCUAGAAGCAAGAUGAUAAAGGAAAAGGAUGACCCUGGCUCUAAAAAGCACAGCAGCAAGAACUCAGAGAGGGGUCAGAAGCCAGAGUCUAGGGAGGUGCGAAAGCACCGCCCCAGUUCCCCUGAGGUCAAGACAGCAUGCCACGGGAGAGCAGAGGACCAUGAGCGGGAGCUGAAGAGGGAGAAGUCCAAGCACGAGCACAAGUCCUCAAGCAGGAGGGAAGAAAGAGAAGAAAAAAACAGGGACAGAGGUCGAAGCUCAGACACACAUGAGGGGCAUGCUGAGGGACAUGGCCGAAGAAGUAGAAGUAGGAGCCGAGAUAAAUCCCAUAGGCCUAAAAAGACCCGGCAUUCUCCGAGACCUUGA
This is a messenger RNA of Pipistrellus nathusii (Nathusius's pipistrelle), 933 nucleotides long. Lineage: Eukaryota; Metazoa; Chordata; Mammalia; Chiroptera; Vespertilionidae. The record is from the annotation of a GenBank genome assembly.